Messenger RNA from Pygoscelis adeliae (Adelie penguin), 3704 nucleotides. RefSeq names its product tandem C2 domains, nuclear (gene TC2N). Lineage: Eukaryota; Metazoa; Chordata; Aves; Sphenisciformes; Spheniscidae. The record is from RefSeq and is a predicted model, not a curated record. The coding region runs from base 46 to 1515 and encodes 489 amino acids. Gene Ontology annotation, cellular component: nucleus. The transcript is spliced from 12 exons.
UGGAUCUUUGAUUGCGGUCUCCUCUAAAUUGCAACACUGAAAACAAUGGCAACAGAAUGUAUAAAAAACUGCUGUAAAUGGUGUUUCUGCAUAGAAAAAGAAAAAAAAGAUCCAGUUUCCAUGGUGCAGGAAUCUGAAGCAGUAGCUGCAAGCAAGCCAACUAUUGUAGAGAAGCCUCCAUUGUCUUCUGUGUCAGUGAAGCGUCAAGUUGGCUGUUCAGAGGAUUAUCUGCUUUCUAAACUGCCCCUGGAUGGUCAGGAGGUACCGUUUGUGGUCCCUCCAUUCAGAUUGGCUUAUGUACAGCCGAAGAACCUUCCUAGUAUCUCUCAUGCUGGAGGGAUUCAAGAAUCUGCCAGAGCCUCAUUUGGUGACCGGAAAGCAGAACUGCACGGCGGGUACCAGUGGCCCUGCUAUGACGUGUACAACCCAUUCUAUUUGGAGCAUCGGGUUUCGCCAGAUCUGAUUAGGCGCUUCCAAGCAAAAUCAGAUAAUAGGAAAUUAUAUGGAUCAGUUAGUGAUUUAAGACCUAGAACUUUGCCUGGAUCAUUUGAUGUAAGUCGUUCAAUGUUUGAUCUCAGAAGCCCGCCUCAUCGAUUCAUGAAGAGAUAUGAUUCAUUCUCCAGUGUGCCUAGCAGUACCUCUUCCAGGAAGGAUUCACAAGGCAGUAACAGGAGUCUGGACACUAUUACAUUAUCAGGCGAUGAACGAGACUUUGGAAGACUGAAUGUGAAGUUGUGUUAUGUUUCUUCUGUAGAACAGAUUUGGAUCACAGUUUUACAUUGCAAAGACCUGAGCUGGCCUUCUAGCUGUGGGGAAAAUCCUCGUAUCUAUGUCAAGGGAAUUCUCACACUGCCCAAACCAGUGCACUUCAAAUCUUCUGCCAAGGAAGGAUGCAGUGACAUUGAAUUUAUGGAAACUUUUGUAUUUGCUAUUAAACUGCAAAGCCUGCAGGCUGUCAGACUGGUAUUUAAAAUCCAGACACAGACUCCCAGGAAAAAAACAAUUGGAGAGUGCUCCUUGGCACUGCGGGAGCUGAGCUCAGAGGAGUCAAGUCAUUGGCUGGAUAUAUCUCCUCCUUCCAAAGCACCUGUGUGCCGCGCAGAACUUCAAGUAGGAACUUGUUUUCAAGCAAUAAACAGGAGGAUUCAGUUACAGAUUCUUGAAGCACAAAACCUUCCAGUUUCAUCUACACCGCUGUCUUCAAAUUUCUUUGUGAAAGUUGGAAUGUUUAGUACAGAAGGGCUGAUCUAUAAGAAGAAGACUCGUCUUCUGAAGUCCACUAAUGGCCAAGUGAAGUGGGGAGAAAUGAUGAUUUUUCCAGUUAGCCAAGCUGAACAAGGAAUUAGCUUUCUCAUCAAGCUCUACAGCAGAAGCUCAGUGAGAAGAAAACACUUCCUAGGACAGAUCUGGAUAAGUUCUGAUAGCAGUAACAGUGAAGCAGUAGAGCAGUGGAAAGAUACUAUUGCCAACCCUGAAAAAGUUGUUGUUAAAUGGUACAGCAUUGGUCCAUCUUGAAGACUGGAGAUGAAACUCAGGACUGAUUUUUCUACAAAGAUAUUCCUACGCUGUUUAAAGUAGUAGAAAUAAAAAGAAAAAUACUGUCUACACAAGUUCUUCAGAAGGUCUCCACUGCAUCACACCUCCAUGGUAACUGGGAAAAUUCAGUUUCACAAAGAGAGAUGCUGGCUAAAUAUUAUUAAGAGGAAGACUUAGGAACUGGGAAAAGUGCUCAUUUGAUUUUAAAAAAUCCACCUUGAAAAAUGUAUUUUUGCCCCUUUCAGGCUCCAUUAAGAGCACAGAAAUCUCAUCUUGGAGGGAAGCAGCUCGAAUCAGCAUCUUCUUCGCUAGUCACUGAAGUCAUUCUUAUCUGCAGUCUUGUCUUUGGCAGACUCCAAAGUCCAUGGGAAUCAGUCCGGUCAGUGGCUUGAUCCUAGGUACCUCUGAGCCUCUGGGGUUGCACCCGUGUUGACACCAUUUGAUCAGAGUAACGUGUGUCUGAGCAAAUGGGAAAGCUGUGGCGGUAGGAGAAGGCAUAAAGGGAACUGCAAUAAGGCAGUACCCAAAGGCUUUUCUGACCUCCAUCUUUGAUGAAGGGUUGUUCAGUACCCUGACAUGCCCGUAGCUUGUUUUUUCCCCCAUCCUUCUCUCUAAACAGAGAGAUUGAAAGAUAAAGAGUUUCUCUGACUAACCGUGAUCUUUGCAAGUUGGGGCCCUCCAAACUUGCUCGGUUUGGGUGAAUUCUGGUUGGAAUCAAUGGAAUAAUACAAAGAGGCAACGGCCCUGCCUAGGAUCAGGGCCAAUAUUUUUAGAUAAAUUACUUUCUUAUAUAGAAUUAUUAUACGUAAACCACUUCCUAUCUAAUCAACAAUGUUCUAGCAUUUGCUUACAUUGCUAAAAGCCAGACUAACAUGUACGAAGAAGUAAGCAAAUAUUUACUGACAUAAGUGCUUUUUGAUAUUAAUUAAAAUGCAGCACAGUAAGGGACUCGGACUUUGUUUAAAAGAUGGGCUACUACUGCAGAAGUAUUUGUUACAUGCCUAGGAUGCUGAAACACUAUGUGUGUGAGUAUAUGUUUGUUACUUGUUUCUAGCAAGACAAAAUUACCAUAUUUUUAUUGCAAAUUAUACUUUUUCCUACAAAAUCCUAAGAUUAUUUUUUCUAUUAGUCCCUAUAUUUUCAGGGGUUUAUUCACAGUUAUUUUUAAGGCGGGAAAAUGCCAUGUAUAUAAUUGAUAAUCUAAAAGCACAGACCUCUUUGCACUAUUUUAACUACUGGAUUUAAAAAAUAUAUAUAUUCCAUUAAAUCCACUGCUUACACAUUUACUGUUGGCUGUCUGGACUGUACAAAUACGUAUGUUCAUAUAGACACUGAAUAAUUGUAUCUUUUUUAUAACUUGGACCCUGUUCAAACAGCUGACAUGAACUAGAGUGGCAGUGAGAGCACUCGCUGCUGGAAGGCAAAGGAACAGUGGGGAGCCGAGAAAACUCUGUAACAGGAAAGCACAUCGUAUUUAAGCAUAGAGCUCAGAGCAUCUUUAUUUUAACUUUUUUGACUUUGAGUAAGGGUCAAGAAAAAAUGGAAUCUCUUAGAUAUUUUUUUUCAUCAGCUGAUAAUUGAAUUUUAGAACUUCAACCAUCCAGACUUUUGUUGUUGAAAUUUACUAUUUUGAAAAUGGGCAAACAAAAGGAUUUUCCCAGGCUCUUAGAUGUUUCUGCUUUUUGACCAGUUUUUAUAAAUGAACUGAAAAAGUUUUUGCAUGUUACUCAGAGAACAAACAUCAGUUCUAGCUCUUACUGAUACUCUUUGCAAAGCUCCCAGUAGGCCCAGAGGAUCUUGACUGACAGUGUUAAAUUCCAGCCGGUUACAACACUUGGGAUGAGCCUGGCCUGUUGGGUAAAAUAAAAAAAGGAACUGGACCGAGCUGAUAUUCUUGGAGUAUCUUUACUUGAACACACGGAUCCAAACUAACUGUUUCCUUAUGCAGAAUGCUGCUCUAUUUGAAAGAGAGGACAGGGAAUAUCCCAGUGUUUCAGAGGCUUCAAUUACCACAGAAGUGGUGCUACAGAGACUGCCAACUCAGUGGAUACUGUAUAAAAAGGACAUUUUGGGCUGUUUUAGGACACCUAGCCUUUUAAAGGCCUAACUAGUAAUGUCUCCUUUUUCCUAUGUUAAUAUUUAAUCUAUGUGUUUAUAAUAAAAGCUAU